Daktulosphaira vitifoliae (grape phylloxera) is the source of this 1409-nucleotide messenger RNA. It is a transcript of the gene STUB1, whose product is annotated as E3 ubiquitin-protein ligase CHIP. The transcript is spliced from 8 exons. Lineage: Eukaryota; Metazoa; Arthropoda; Insecta; Hemiptera; Phylloxeridae. Gene Ontology annotation, biological process: proteasome-mediated ubiquitin-dependent protein catabolic process; cellular response to misfolded protein; positive regulation of proteolysis. Gene Ontology annotation, cellular component: cytoplasm; Z disc. The record is from RefSeq and is a predicted model, not a curated record. The coding region runs from base 199 to 1092 and encodes 297 amino acids. Gene Ontology annotation, molecular function: ubiquitin protein ligase activity; protein-folding chaperone binding.
AAUAUUACUAUUAUGACGAGUUAUCUUAUUAUAUACAAAUAUACUAAUUGAUAAUAACAAUAGACAAUGUUUUGAGACAGUUAUAUAAUUAUAAUUGAAAUCUUAAAAUCUUUGUGACAUCUAUAGUAGCUCAUCAACUAUAUUUCUAAAGUAUAAUACAAUUGUUUUUUGUAGUUGUAGAGUUGGGCAACUAAAAAAAUGUUCAAUUUUAAAACUUCCAAUAAACACACAGUAAAUAAUCCUACAGAUAAAGAAUUAAAAGAAGAAGGCAAUCGCUUAUUCAGUUAUAAACAAUAUGAGAAAGCUAUAGAGUGCUACAAUAAAGCUAUAAUAAAAAAUCCAGUUGUGCCUAUAUAUUUCACAAACCGUGCUUUAUGUUACUUGAAACUCAAACAAUGGGACAAAGCAUGUACUGACUGCCGGCGUGCUUUAGAAAUGGACUUUAACUUUAUCAAAGGGUGUUUUUUCCUAGGCAUAGCUCUUAUUGAAUUAGGAAGUUUUGAUGAAGCUAUUAAACAAUUACAAAGAGCUCAUAACUUAACAAAAGAAAAAAAAAUUAAUUAUGGCGAUGAUAUUACUAGUCAAUUAAGACGAGCCCGUAGACUUAAAUGGGAGAAACAAGAAGAAGUUAGACAAAACCAAGAAAUUGAGCUUUUGUCUUAUUUAACAAAAUUAAUGGAUGAUGAUUUAUCUCGUAAAAUAAGUAUAUUACCAAAGCCAUCAGAUAAUGAACAUGAAAUUGAAGAGUAUGAAAGUUGUGUUAUGGAAUUAAAAAAUCAAAAAGAAAAAUAUUCUGCUGAGCUCCACACAAUUUUUGCCAAAAAUGAUGAUAGACGAAAGAAACGUGAAGUACCAGAUUAUCUAUGUGGAAAUAUAAGCUAUGAUAUUUUAAGAGAUCCUGUUAUUACACCUAGUGGUAUUACAUAUGACCGUAAAGAUCUAGAAGAACAUUUAAUGAAAGUUGGACAUUUUGAUCCAGUCUCUCGUCAAAAUUUAACUGUUGAUCAACUUAUACCUAAUUUAGCAUUAAAAGAAGCAGUAGAAGCAUUUGUUAUGGAAAAUGAAUGGGUGAAUUACUACUGCACCUUAUAAAAAUUCAAUUAAUUUCACUUUUACUACUUUUUAUGAUAUAAAAAACCAUUUUUUAAAAAUAAAUUUAAAGCAAAAUCAUACAUUAUUAAAAUUAUUAUUACAAUUUUUAUAUUUGUUGUGUAUAAUUAAAAUUAUUUCUUUUAUUUUUUAAAUACAAGUUUUUAAAAUACAUUUUCUUUCUUAAUUUAAUGACAUUUACAAAAAUUUAACAUAUAAAUCCAUUAAAUGUGUAUUUAAAAAAUAUAAGCGUUUGUUUGCUAUAUUAUUAUAUUUUAAUUGAUUACUAUUAUUUGAUGUCAUACAAGAAUGAUAACCCU